GUCGCCGCGCAGGGCGGGCGGUUUGAAGCGCUGCGGCGGCGGUUGCUGCCGGUAACGGUCGCGGCCGGAGGACGGGAGCGGCCGGGCCCGGACAGAAUCCACCCAAUUUGGUGAAAAUCAUGGAUACAGUGGGAGCAGAGAGGUACAAAUGGACCACUCGGGACGCCGAGGAGCCGGCGGCUGCAGCGCUGGACCCCCAGCACGGAAGCAGCGAGCAGCGGGCACAUCCCCACCAUGAUCCCUAUGCUGAGGCCUCCCUCACCUUGGGAACACAGCCAGGCUUUCCUCAGUAUUCCAAGGAGCAGGGGGGAGCCAGGAGGCUGGUUAUGAAAAGGAAGGUGCUGAGGCACAGACCCGACGGGGGAGUGGAGGUGUCCGACGAGUCGGUGCCCAGCGAUCCCGAGAGCGAUCCCGAGGCUUGGAGCCCGAGGCAGGAAUUGCUGGAGCCGGACGACAGCAUCUCUGAGGGGGAGAUCGAGACCAGCAGCAGCUCUCAUGAUGAAUCCCUGUGCCAGUGGCUCCCUGCGGACAGCCCCCCCUUUCUCCUCAGGGAUUUCGGGAGCAGGAGCUCUCCCGUUUCUCAGUCCACAUUGGGCCAGCCCAAAUCCUUCAUCCCGCCCCGGCUCGAGCUGCUGGGACGGAACAGGGGCAAGACCGACCGAGUGGCCAAAUACUUUGAGUAUAAACGAGAAUGGGAGAAAUUCCGAAUCCCGGGAGAGGAUCAGCGGCAGGAAUUGCGCUGGAGCAUCCGGGAGCAGAUGCUCUGCAGGGCCGAGCUUCCCGGGAAGCCACCGCAGCACCUCUACAUCCCCAACACCUACACGGUGCCCACCGAGAAGAAGAGAGCUGCCCUGCGCUGGGAAGUGCGCUGGGAUCUGGCCAACGGCCUCAUUCCUAGGAAAACCACCUCCACCUAGGCCCGGAUACCUGGGAACCACGCACCGAGUACACUUUUCCCCCUCAAAUUCCUUGAUAAUUUGGAAAACCUCCCUUUUUUUUUAAUGCAUUUCCAAAGGGUUGAAUCCUGGUAUGAAAACUUCACGUGGUGCAGCAGGAAAAGCUUCCUCCCAAGUUCAGGCUCGGGGCAUUCGGACUUGGGAUGUAGGGAUCUUUGGGAUCCCGGAUUCUCACGUGGGGUUUUAUUGAUGUCAAUAUCUCUAAUAAAUGAUGUGGAAGGAUUCCUUUUA
Molecule: messenger RNA, 1187 nt
Organism: Strigops habroptila (Kakapo)
Lineage: Eukaryota; Metazoa; Chordata; Aves; Psittaciformes; Psittacidae
Gene: HYLS1
Product: HYLS1 centriolar and ciliogenesis associated
Exons: 2
Coding region: 120-917 (265 amino acids)
Biological process (GO): cilium assembly
Cellular component (GO): non-motile cilium; centriole
Source: RefSeq, a predicted model, not a curated record